AUGGCAUUUACAAAAAGUUGGCGUGACACAAUUUUUCCGGGAAGCACUCCGGACUCCGCUAUAGAAGAAAUCAUUUCGGCGCCUGGACAGGUCGACGUUCUGGAAAAUUACGCCUCUGGUGAUAGUUCAGAAAACAGGGACCAUCCCUUACUUGGCUCAGGGGUUCCACAAAAGCGACUACUAACGGAGAAGGCUGGCCCUUCCACAGCUGCCUCACCCUAUGAUGAUCCAAACGAGGCUUCAGUCUUCAAGAGAAAGAGAAGAGAGCAUCAAGUCCACAUCCCUCCUCGAACGAACUAUCAUGAAUUCAUGGACCUUGACCAGGCCGGCACUGCCACGAUGGCUUGUGAAUAUGACAGAUCGGCCAAUAUAGUCGCGAUCAAGAGACUGAGAGGUAUUGAUGCAAGUUCGACGCAGCUAGGAAGACCGUUCGUGAGCGACACUGUGGUCAGCAUUAUUAACAUGUACUUUGAUGGUGAUCUUCUAACGAUCAUUUAUGAGCCCAUGGACAUAUCACUACGCAAAGUUACCAGUAUUUUGAAAAGCCCUCUGAAGCACUUCCACAUCGCGGCAAUCUGCAAGGAGCUCGUAGCAGGUCUCUCUUACAUCCAUGACAAUCUCUCCCACUAUCACGGUGACCUUAGCUGUGGUACGAUAAUGCUCAACCUUGACGGAUCAGUUAAGAUUGGUAAGUCAAAGUUCAGCUCUUCGCCACCGCAACUAAUGGCCAUAGCCAAUAUCGGAGAAUCUUUUGCACGAAACCGAAUUAUUACUGCAGAAACCAGACAACAUGACAUCCGUACUAUUGGCUUUGUCAUGAUGGAAUUGAUGGAGCCUACAACAUAUAUACUAGAUCCUCAAUCGGCGGGACUGCAGAAUCCUGGGAAAUGGAAGGAAGGCUGGGGGAUUAAAGAUUUCCUCAGAGCCACCCAACAUCAAUCGCUGGAGGGUUUGAAAAAUGUGAGUCUAGACCUUCAAAGAAGAUCAGCAAAUUCGACUAACUGA
Molecule: messenger RNA, 1005 nt
Organism: Cladophialophora psammophila CBS 110553
Lineage: Eukaryota; Fungi; Ascomycota; Eurotiomycetes; Chaetothyriales; Herpotrichiellaceae
Product: serine/threonine protein kinase
Exons: 2
Coding region: 1-1005 (334 amino acids)
Source: RefSeq, a predicted model, not a curated record